Vicia faba (fava bean) is the source of this 960-nucleotide messenger RNA. The record is from the annotation of a GenBank genome assembly. Lineage: Eukaryota; Viridiplantae; Streptophyta; Magnoliopsida; Fabales; Fabaceae.
AUGAUGAGGAUGAAGAACAUGACGAAUAUUGGAGGUUCGGAAACCGAAGCAAGAGGCUUGGAGUGGGAAAUGAGACCUGGAGGGUUGUUGGUUCAGCGUCGAACCGCUGACUCGGAUAUAAACCCGGUUCCUCCACCGACAGUUAGAAUUCGGGUUAAAUACGGUUCAACCAAUCAUGAAGUCAACAUUAGUUCAAUAGCAACAUUUGGGGAAUUGAAGAAAAUGCUUACCGGUCCAACCGGUUUACAUCACCAAGACCAGAAGAUAUUUUACAAAAACAAAGAGAGAGUUUCAAAGGAGUUUCUUGAUGUAGUAGGAGUCAAAGAUAAAUGUAAGUUAGUGUUGAUGGAAGAUCCUAUUAGUAAAGAGAAGAGGUACUUAGAAAUGAGAAAGAAUGUAACAAUGGAAAAAGCUUCAAAAUCUAUUUCAGAAAUUAGUUUGGAUGUAGAUAGGCUUGCAGGGCAGGUGUCUGCACUUGAAACAAUAAUUAAUAAAGGUGGGAAAGUUGUGGAGGCUGAUUUGCUUAAAUUGACUGAGAAAUUGAUGAAUCAAUUGCUUAGAUUGGAUGGUAUAAUUGCUGAUGGAGAUGUUAAGUUGCAGAGGAAAAUGCAGGUAAAAAGAGUUCAAAAGUAUGUUGAAACUCUGGAUAUGUUGAAAAUCAAGAAUUCCAAUGGGGUUCAUGUCCCAAUGAAGAAGCCUCAUCAAAAGCAUUCAAAUGGUCACAAACUGGCACCAAUUGAAGAGCAACCGGAAGAGAUGUCAAACGGGCACAAUAAAUUAGAACCAAAAUUGGAACAACAAAUGCAGCAGAAAGGGUCAAUGAAUUCAACCUCAGAAGUUGUUGUUACUACAAAAUGGGAGACAUUUGAUUCUCUACCACCAUUAAUUCCUGUUACUUCAUCCAGCUCAUCCACCAAUAAUUCAGUUCAACCAAAGUUCAAUUGGGAGUUCUUCAACUAA